AUGCCGAUCAUGCAAGCGCUGGGGCGGAGCACGGGGCCAGUCCACGUGGCGCGGCGCCUGCUGAGCAGCCGCGCGUUGUCGCUGUCACCGCCCGCCUCCCCGCAGCCGCGCUACGGGAGCAUCAUCACCGUUCUGAGCAUCGACGGCGGCGGCGUCCGAGGCAUCAUUCCAGGCACCAUCCUCGCUUUCCUCGAAGAGAAGCUCCAGGAGCUUGAUGGGCCGGACGCAAGGAUCGCGGACUACUUCGACGUGGUCGCAGGGACGAGCACCGGAGGCCUGGUGGCCACCAUGCCCAACCCCAAGGGCCGCCCGCUCUUUGCCGCCAAGGACAUCAACAAGUUUUACCUCGAGCACUGCCCGAAUAUCUUCCCUGCCAUCUGCAAACGGCCUAUGGGUUGGCUCAGGAGCAUGAUGGGGCCCAAGUACAACGGCCAGCACUUGCACUCGGUCGUGAAGGAGCUGCUCGGCGACACGCGAGUCCAUCAGACUCUCAAGAACAUCGUCAUCCCCACUUUUGACAUCAAGCUCCUCCAGCCUACCAUCUUCUCAACCUAUGAUGUACGUACGGAUAUCUCCAAGAAUGCUCUUCUGUCGGACGUCUGCAUUAGCACGUCCGCCGCGUCGACCUACCUCGCCGGCCACCAUUUUGAGACCAAGGACAAAGACGGCAAGACCCGGGCCUUCAACCUAAUCGAUGGAGGCGUCGUGCCUAACAAUCCGAAGCUGCUGGCGAUGACCCACGUAAGCAAGCAGAUCCUGAUGGGAAACCUGGACUUCUUCCCCGUCAAGCCAACGGGUUACGGCAAGUUCAUGAUCCUUUCGCUAGGCACCGGCACCGCUAAGAUCGAAGAGAAGUUUGACGCAGCUGAGUGCGGCAAGUGGGGCCUUCUCGGGUGGCUCUACAAGAGGGGUGCCACACCGAUCAUCGAUAGCUUCAGCGAAGCUAGUGCCGACCUCGUUGACAUCCAAGCAUCCAUUGUCUUUCAGACCCUGCACUGCAACAAGCGUUAUCUCCGGAUCCAGUACGACGAGCUCACCGGCGAAAUGGCCUCCGUUGACGUGUCCACAUCGAAGAACCUCAACGGGCUUGUUGGCGUUGGCAAAGCGUUGCUAAAGAGACAGGUGUGUAAGAUGAACGUCGAGACAGGCAUGAACGAGCCCGAUCUAAAGAGGGGCACCAACGAGGAGGAACUAGUCCAUUUUGCCCGCAUGUUGUCGGAAGAGCGCGAAACUCGGAAGGUGGGCUACAAACUUGGAUAG
Molecule: messenger RNA, 1260 nt
Organism: Triticum dicoccoides
Lineage: Eukaryota; Viridiplantae; Streptophyta; Magnoliopsida; Poales; Poaceae
Product: patatin-like protein 2
Exons: 5
Coding region: 1-1260 (419 amino acids)
Biological process (GO): lipid metabolic process
Molecular function (GO): monoacylglycerol lipase activity; glycerophospholipase activity
Source: RefSeq, a predicted model, not a curated record